CUCCAGCUCACGGUUUCGACCUUUGCUGUGUCUCCUGGCCAUCAUGAGAAGUUCCCUGGUGGGUCUGCAGCUGCUCCUGGCCUGUGUCCUGGUUUGGGGGACCUCAGUGGCGGAGGAGAAAAAGGAAUGUUGUGGACCAGGAGUGCCUCCAGAAAAGAGCUGCUGCCCUAAAGGGAAUUCCACGUCGCAAGAACCGGAAAAAGAGGAGGAGCAGCAGGUGGUUCCAGAGGAACCGAAUUCGGAAGAACCAAAAAGACAGGGGAAGAAGCUACGGGUUCGAGAGGAACCGACUUCGGAAGAACUGGAGGAAAGAGCGAAGAGGCAUCGCGAAAUUAUGCAGCAGGACAGCAGAAGCAUAUAUGAAUCCAUGUUCUUGAAGCAACAGGCUCUGGAUUACUUCAACAAACACAAAACUGCUUUCUACAGACCCAUAGAAGAUACAGAUGUCAAAGUAAAGAGCGCCACUGGCACUAUCGUGACCUUCACGCAAUUUUUGGUGAAAACCAACUGUACCAAAGAAGAAGGCCGAAAAUUUUCAAUCCCAUGGUAUGAGCUUCCGUCCACAGAAUCGGUUCCCUGCGUAGCUUUGCCUAAGCACGAGCAGAAGGUAAGAUGCACAGCCCAAAAUAUCUGUGUUGCGUAUUGCCAAGAAUGUCCACCCAGGUAGCGCUGCCGUUCUUUU
This is a messenger RNA of Pantherophis guttatus, 682 nucleotides long. Lineage: Eukaryota; Metazoa; Chordata; Lepidosauria; Squamata; Colubridae. The record is from RefSeq and is a predicted model, not a curated record.